Exserohilum turcica Et28A is the source of this 516-nucleotide messenger RNA. RefSeq lists its product as uncharacterized. NCBI's taxonomy places the organism in Eukaryota, Fungi, Ascomycota, Dothideomycetes, Pleosporales, Pleosporaceae. The transcript has 2 exons. The record is from RefSeq and is a predicted model, not a curated record. Bases 1 to 516 code for a protein of 171 amino acids.
AUGCGUAACCCUGGUAGCACGGUGCUCUCGCAGCAAACAUCAUGUCUCAGCUCACCCGCAGGUCUCUCCAGCUCCACACUCCCACGUGUCACUGGCGGGUUCCCUGUGUCGAUCCGGUCUUGCACAAAUGUCUUGUACAUUAUCGGCCGCAUGCCAGUGCUGACGCGGCCGUCGCUGGCCCAAAGCAGCACUUUCUCCAUCCUUCAGCGAGGUAAUGCGCCAGCAAUUGGAAUUGUGUCCACACUCACUCGUCUCCAGGUCUAUUACGCCGAUCAACAGCAGCCUUUCCUCGCAUUCGUUUUCAGCAAUGCUGUAGUCUCUGCCUCUUAUGACGUGCAAAGCAUGCUUACUCGCCGACGUCACACUACCUGCGACACGCCAUGUCUGUUCCGAAAGCCCGUUGAGGUUCUGCGUAGCGUUGAACACAAAGACCCACGGCCACGACAGGAAUAUCGCGGCAUCGCCAGAGCGUACGGAAGUACUCAGCGCCGGGACGAGCAGUUGGAAAUCCAAUGA